AUGACCGACGAUCUCGGUAUGGCAAGUGAGGAUGAUGACUUUUACGUUACCGAAUGGGAGAAAAACUACGCCGCGUUGAACAGCGUCCACCCCGACGCUCUCACAUCAACCAUUGUCCUGGAAUUUGUCCCUUGCGCCCGCCCGAAACAGCGUUUCAAUUGGAAACUAUGGGGAGCAUUGUCCGUUUUACUGCUUGCAAUUUUAUUAUUGCCCAGAUCAGAAUCGCAUUUAUCUAAAUUAAAAUGGCUGUUGACACCCUCGAAACCGUCUCAAAGCCCACCUCACACACCUCACACACAUUCUCCAGUCAAAGAUCCUCGUCUUUCUGAACGAAUAUCAAAUGACCCAGCUCCUGUUGUGCCAACCCUGGAAGAAUAUGUUGAUCAAGUUAUUGAUGUGAUUGACUCCCUUGAAUCGGCCCAGGAUAAGUUGGAAGAUAUGGCUUCACAGCUCAGGCCACGUUCGAGUGAGUUGUACAAUUUUGCCGAUCCCUCCGUUGGGGGGUCGAUCAUGUGGUUCCUCACAGAUUGGAAUAUGUACGAACGACUGCUAUGGCAUAGAGCACGCGAUCAGCUUCGAGCAUAUCAUUGGAAUGAUCCAAAAAACACUCUUUUGGCCAAUGACAAACUCUGGCAAUGUGACUCAGAGUAUUGUGCUUUAGCAAUUCUGACAUUACCGAUGGAGCCUAAAAAAAUAAUCAUCGAGCUCGAUCCCCAAGCCUCCCCGUUAACCGAUAUUGCCGUUUGUGCGCUACCUCAAAACUACCGAGAGCGUCCUUAUUCCCAAAACAAAGAACUCCAAUGCUCGCUGCCUUUGUUGGCACCAAAAUCGGAUACCACAACACUUGUAGGGUGGCUGAAGAUGUUGCAGCGCAAACUCCAACCAACCUCUACAAAAAUCGAACUAGCCGUUCCUCAAUCAUUUCAGAGACUUGGAGAAUCCUACGAUGGUUUCUACCUCGAAUUGAAAUCUCGUACUCGCAUUCUGGUGUUGCGAGUUAGUUUGAUGGGUACCUUACCUGAUGAAAUGGCCCUCACAGAUUGA
Molecule: messenger RNA, 1044 nt
Organism: Diutina rugosa
Lineage: Eukaryota; Fungi; Ascomycota; Pichiomycetes; Serinales; Debaryomycetaceae
Exons: 1
Coding region: 1-1044 (347 amino acids)
Source: RefSeq, a predicted model, not a curated record